UCACUCUCGACCCUGCAAUGUAUGCUCCACCUACCUCCACAUUUAUCAGAACCUUGGAUCCUGCUUUAAAGCCUGUAGCUGAAGCAUUCCUCCAGCUGUCAAUUGGGAAGAGAGUCAGCACGAAAAAUUGGUUCACCUGUCCCAGUUAUGUUGAUACUAACCCCAGAUUCUCUCCGUGUAAUAUUUCUUCUAUGGCUGCUUCAUCACUGUGUAAGUGUGAUGAUGGACGGUGCAUAGCUGAUGUAUCAAAUCAACCAAGACUUUAUGAUUGGUUAUUAAGGACUAGAUGGCAGUAUAUUCAAAACAGGGUAAAUUGGUUUCUUUUUAUAAAUGGUUUAUGUAAAAAAUUUACAUAAGAUAUAUUGUACGUGGAAAUAUAAACACAAAUGCAGUAUAA
This is a messenger RNA of Cherax quadricarinatus, 397 nucleotides long. The record is from RefSeq and is a predicted model, not a curated record. NCBI's taxonomy places the organism in Eukaryota, Metazoa, Arthropoda, Malacostraca, Decapoda, Parastacidae.